AUGAACUUUGGCCAACUCGAAACACACCCGGAUUAUCGCAUCGAGAGCAGCUAUGUGUUGUCGCCAACCACGGCCGAAAGGGUCGAAAUUUUUCGGCAACAAGUCCGCGCUAAUAACCUGCCGGUACUUACGGUUCGCGAAGCACUUGAUGAUCGCGAGUUUCCGACCAUCAUCGCGCUGAUGAGUCGCGGGUUGACGACCGCUGAACCGGAAGAGGUGGUGGUCGACCUGAGUUUCCUGGAAAUCCGACAGCAUUUCGAGGCGGCGCAGCAGCGUUUGGAAUGGGCCGAGAGACAGAAAUUUGCGCUACUCAAGCAUUUCAAGGCGUUGUUGAUGGAAUCUCAGCCGCAUUUGGAUGCAAACCGAAUCGCGCAGUUGGAGGGCUUCAUCGGGCAAAUGGACGCUGGGCCGCUAGCGCCGGUGCCUGGAAUUAACCAGCAAAAUCCCCCCACCUGGGGGCCGGCGCCGCCCCAUGAUUCGUCACCGCUUUGUGGUUCCCCC
Molecule: messenger RNA, 501 nt
Organism: Mesorhabditis spiculigera
Lineage: Eukaryota; Metazoa; Nematoda; Chromadorea; Rhabditida; Rhabditidae
Source: the annotation of a GenBank genome assembly